Molecule: messenger RNA, 1109 nt
Organism: Ornithodoros turicata
Lineage: Eukaryota; Metazoa; Arthropoda; Arachnida; Ixodida; Argasidae
Exons: 5
Coding region: 135-638 (167 amino acids)
Cellular component (GO): extracellular region
Molecular function (GO): chitin binding
Source: RefSeq, a predicted model, not a curated record
UGAGAAAGGGAAAGCAAUCACUUUCUCCUGCCGUUCACAUAAAAGCCGACAGGGAUGUUCCAUUCACAUUGUGUCCUGUGCCAACCGUUUUAGAAGUUGCUGUUCCUGUAGCUGAAUUCUACGCUCGUCCAAGAAUGAAGUCUGUCGUAGCUUUCGCUGUUGUCUGCGUGGCCAUUGCCGUCGUCGUCGGCUCAGCACUCCCAAAGAAAUCUGCAGCCAACAAAAGGUCAAAGCGUGCGGCGUACGAGCUCCCUGCCGACGCCGAACUGAUUGUAGGCAGUUACCAAACAACCUUCACCUGCGAUGGCUUCAAAUACGGUUACUACGCUGACGUCGACAAUGACUGCAAGAUCUUCCACGUCUGCCACGAAGUUGAGCUUGCGGACGGAUCCAAACAGGUCAACCAGUGGAGUUUCUUCUGCGGCAACCAGACCGUCUUCAACCAGCUCACCCUCACUUGCGCCUUCCCGGAGGAAUCCGUACCGUGCGAGAACGCGCGAGACUUCUACUACGUCAACGAUAACAUCGGCGUCGAAGACGCUCCUUUCUUGACAGACGACGACGUUGCCCGCGGACAAUCUCUCUACUCCGGCUACGGUGCUCGUCUGAGCGGAGCUGCUAAAGCUGCCAAGAAGUAGACAACACCUCCGUACCUUUUCUUUGCCGCCCCAGCGACAUUACCACACAUGCAAAAGGAUACCGACGGGAAUACUGAAGGAAUACAAGUCGAAGCAGACGCCGACAACUGCAAUUCUCUGUGUCUGCUUUGAAAGAAGCUCCAGUGACUGUCCCAUCCUUUUCCCUGCACGUUGAGUGAUGUACCGUGCAGUCCAGUAUCGUCUUCUCUUGUGCGCCCGCUCGUGCCCUUGGGCUUCGCCCGUACCGACCCCAUAGCGACUGUUUUCAUCGGGGAAGAGUUGUUACAGUCAUCGGGCAGGACAGCUUUGUGAAAUACUGCCCCUUCAUCUCGUUGCCACGUGUUUUGUCACCGCUCUGUUUGUUUUUGUUAAUGUUGUCCCGUUGUUAGAAAUAAUAAUUUGAGCACUGUUGGCUCAGCUGAGUGCUUGCAAUAAACUAAGUUAUAUGUAUACAAAUGACUGGCACCUGAG